Messenger RNA from Thrips palmi, 874 nucleotides. RefSeq names its product deoxynucleotidyltransferase terminal-interacting protein 2-like. Bases 1 to 750 code for a protein of 249 amino acids. NCBI's taxonomy places the organism in Eukaryota, Metazoa, Arthropoda, Insecta, Thysanoptera, Thripidae. Gene Ontology annotation, molecular function: RNA binding. The transcript is spliced from 5 exons. The record is from RefSeq and is a predicted model, not a curated record. Gene Ontology annotation, cellular component: nucleolus. Gene Ontology annotation, biological process: RNA processing.
AUGGCCUUCUUUGUUGACGUCAAAGGUCAAGUUGAUCCCAGUAACAUCAGAUCUAGUGAUGAUGAGAGUGACGAUGAUUUCACAUUUAUUCCUAUGCCACAGAAAUCCAAACCAGCCACUGUCACAUCAAGAUACAUACUUAGACUUUGGAGAAUCAUCAUCAAAACGUUACAAUCUCAGUCAUCCAAAAAUUUACAAUUGCAAAGUGAUUCGCCCAAAAUAUCUACUUGUCAAGAAUUACAAUCUAGUGAAAUGGUCAGGCGUCUUGCUGAUCCAGAUAAAGCAUUAGAAAAAAGUGUCCUGCAGCCAGGUCUCGAAAAACUGCAUUCACUUCCAUCAUAUGAUGAAGGACGCCGUCUAAUUGCAAGAAAGCGAAAGGAGGAAAGAGCAAAGUCAACUGGCAAAAACUGGUAUAACAUGAAAGCUCCUGAACUUACAGAAGAAAUGAAAAAUGAUCUAGAAAUCUUAAAAAUGCGUUCCUCUCUGGACCCUAAACAUUUCUACAAGAAAAAUGACUUCAAGACACUCCCUAAAUAUUUCCAGGUUGGGCGUAUUGUUGAGUCUGCUGCUGACUUCUACCACAGCCGCAUUCCGAAGAAGGAUCGCAAGAAGACUCUUGUUGAUGAACUCCUGGCUGAUGCUGAAUUCCAGAAGUCUACCAAGAAGCGCUAUGCAGAGAUAAUAGCCGACCAGAAGAAGACUCACUACAAAGCGCACAGACAAGCAAAGCGACUGAAAAAGAAACAUUAAAUUCAUAGGUGUCACAGGCGUUGCAGCAGAAUUUUCCUGCUUAAACAAAAUUUCUAGCUUUAUCAAAUUUGUAAUGUAAGAAUAAAUUUUUAGAAAGUUCAGGAAAGUCCAGAACAUCAAAGCA